CCUCCUUUCCCGGGCCCAAACCCGCGCGCUGAUAGUUGUUCUGGCAACCUUCUAGUCCUGCCAAGCUAUGAAAUGAACACAACCUGGUUCUGAAUGUUAGUUUGUCCACCUAAACUCUCGCGUUCCCGCGUCUGCGUUGGAUUGCCAUCCGGUGUCCCGCAGCACAGGCUCCGCCUCGGGCGACGGAGAGGAGCUCAGGACAUUGCACUCUUUCGCGACAAUGCACCGCGUUCGAAUACGUCGCCGUCGGAGGAUCUUUACGCUGCUCAGGGAGAUCUGAAACAGCUUAACGUCCGCUAUACGAAUAUCCCGGAAAACAGACGGCAACAUCCCUCCAAUAUCACAUCCGUUCAUGGUUUAACCAUUGACCGAUCUGCAGGAAAUGGUUUGCUUCACAGUCAGAUAUCAAUGAGGCGGGGGGUCUUUUCGCUGGUGUCGCCAUGUACUGGAGCUCGCAAACUAACGUCAUCAGCGGCCUUCAACAAUGAUACUCCGUCUUCCGGGGUGAGGGCGAAUUACGCCCAUCCGCGUGGUUUGCCCAUUACACUUGAGCGACGUAUUCGAGACACCUUCACUUUUGACAACCCCUCACGGGUCUUGUGGUUUGGCCAGGAAGUGAAAAACCAUGAUCUGGCUGUAAGGUCAAAAGCAUAUCUGUACAAUGGAUUGGAGAUUCGACAGUGGAAAUUGGCCAACAGAGAGCUGUACCAGGCUAGAUGGGAUGGGAGAGAAGUGGAGGAAGAAUUUGUCGACUUUCCGUUGGACGAAACCGAUACGCACCUACUUGAAACCCUAAAACAGGGUGGCCUGGAAAAGUUCUGUGAAGAGUGGAAUUCUCUAAACGAGGUGCAAAAGGAAGUCCACUGGGCACCACUGUCGCUGUGGCUAUUGCGGAACUCUCCCGCGCUAACUUUGGAUUUCCUCUUUGCCACUUGUCGGAGUUUCCACACCAGACCGCCCUUUACAAUGGUCGCGGACUGCCUGAUAUAUCUCGAAGACCUGCAUCGUGCUGAGGUGGAGCAAUGGAGAAGUGGUCCCCACGAUUUUCGGUCUGUUAUAAGGUUUUGCUUGGAUCCCAGCCGCUGGCCUGUCGCUUUUGUACCGCAAAAAGGUGUGCGUCUCUACAUAAGGAUGGCAGACCGCAAGCAUGUCUACGUCGCCUGGACAUACGUGUCCAAGCGCAAACACAGGUUGAAGGGCGAGACUUUUCUUGCUUUUAUGAACCGCUUUAUGGAAUUCGGGGACGUUAACAACGCAUUCUGGGCCCUGAAACUCGCAAGGUACAUGUUUGCAAGAAUGGAUAUACCCCCCAUGAAUCUGAUGGUUGCCCGGCAUUGCGCGAAGUUCUUAACACUUGACUCAGUUGUCGACCAUCCGGAUGGGCGCAAUUUUCGCAUUCUCCCCAAGCUCAUCAGUAUGGGGAUCGAACCAGAUCGAGACAUGAUGAACGUGGUUCUGUCCAACGCUCUUAAGACAGGGGAUCCUCAGUUAGGUCUUGACGUGCUGCGCUUUAUGAAGGCUGAAAGCUUCGAGCUCGACUCCUACAGUUAUUUGUCUUUACUACACGAUGCAGUCGCUCGUCUAGACCGAGAGCGGAUUGCGCACUUGAUGGAGGAGCUCGAAGCACGGCCGGAGCUCAAGAAGAACCCUUACAUAGCGAGCAAGCUUUUCCAUUCCCAUUUUGUUUUCAACGUGAAGAAUUUUGAUGCCACGGCAAGCCGCCGCGAGAUCUUCUACUCUCUGUUGAAAAUAUAUCAUGAAGUGCAUGACAUUACGCCGUUGCAGGAUCUCUCGAUAGUACCUCGCGAUUACAAUCCUCCAACAAGCGGCGAGAAGACACCUCCCUCUACCAUUGCCCUGUAUCUCAUGAUUGCGACCUGGCUCCGAUGCCAAAUCCAGGUGGCCAAUGUCGACCGCCUUUAUUUCAAGUUCCGGGAACUUGUGAGCCAAGGCCAUAAAGAUAUCGCCCCUCUCGCUGCAACCGAUCAUACCUACAACGAGUUCAUGCUUGCGUAUCGGAAGAACCCUCACGGGCUCCGAGCUGCUUGUCGCGUCAUGGAAGACAUGCUCCGCUCCGCAAAUGAGGGUGGCGGCGAUACUGGCAGCCCCGAGGCAACUAUCACCCAAACCCGGCCAACGGUCCGGACGUGGACGCUGUUGUUGAGUGCCUUUAUCUGGAACAAACAGCCACUCGCGGGUGAGAGGGUGAAAGGCAUGAUGGCUAGUCACGGAAUUAAGUAUGACAUGGGUACGUGGAAUGUCAUCAUCGCGGGGUUGGCGGCCCGACAAGACGCACAGGGAGUCGCGCAGUCCAUCAAGGAACUGGAAGCUCAAGGUUUCAUCGCCGAUGCUUAUACGAUGAAGAGUCUGAGCUACCUUCGAGAGCCGGAACAACUCUGGGCUGCGAUGGAACAAUUAGACUUGAAAUCCGCGCACUUGAGACCUGAGGGCUUUCGGCGGCCCGCUCCUACCCCUCUGGAGCUGGACGAGACAGACGAUGAGCAGCUCGCCCCUGCUUUUCGGGAGCUGGAUGAGGUGGAAGAUGGGAUCCCCACUCCUACCCUUGUACAGCUAGAUGAGUUGGAAGAUGAGCAGCUCCUCGACCGAGGCCUGCAGCGUCUGAAAGCCAACGCAUGAGAUACCCUUCCGUCUGUUUUCCGUGUUAUUUAUCUUUUCUUGCAUCUCUAGCGCUGGCAUGUAAAUACGGUGGUUUCGGAUAAAAUCCUAUCGAGCAUUGGUGUCCGGAUAGUGUGGGACUUUGUGUACGAUAUACAGAUCAAUGACCAUGAGGGAUCCUGCAACAAAAACAGACGCGGAAAGAGAAGCUUCAGUAACGCCACCGCCUGGUACAAUGACCAUGCUAUUCUGAGACCGUAAGAAGAUAAGGCGAGUCCAUCAGC
This is a messenger RNA of Aspergillus sclerotioniger CBS 115572, 2900 nucleotides long. RefSeq names its product pentatricopeptide repeat protein. The coding region runs from base 94 to 2637 and encodes 847 amino acids. NCBI's taxonomy places the organism in Eukaryota, Fungi, Ascomycota, Eurotiomycetes, Eurotiales, Aspergillaceae. Gene Ontology annotation, molecular function: protein binding. The record is from RefSeq and is a predicted model, not a curated record. The transcript has a single exon.